Molecule: messenger RNA, 3186 nt
Organism: Closterium sp. Naga37s-1
Lineage: Eukaryota; Viridiplantae; Streptophyta; Zygnematophyceae; Desmidiales; Closteriaceae
Source: the annotation of a GenBank genome assembly
AUGGAGGAAUUUAUAGAAGCGAUCUGGCCGCACCUCUUCCCGUCCUGGUUCGAAGCAUUAACCGCGUUAAUGGCAGCCUCGUUUGUAGCCUUUCUCCUAUAUCUCACCCAACCCGAAGGCAGCGGGGAGAAUCCCUCCCCAGACGACGCUUCGGCCGCGUCUGCCGGGAAAACCGGCGUGAAUGGCGCGGAGGAAGAGGAGGAGGCGAACUGGGAGGAGGCGAGCCGACGUGUCAGGGAGCAGCAAGCUCGCGCGUUACUCGCGGCGCCGGAUCCGCUCACCGCCGCUCUCGCAAUCCCCGUGCGCCAGCUGGCAGCCGUGGAUUCGAAGAGAAUGGCCGCGGUUCCGGUUACCGCCCAGCCGCUGCUAGGACUAAGUUCUAAGGAGGUAGUUAAGAAGGGGAUCGGGUCUAGAACGCGGCCCAGGCAGGAUAUAAUGCAGUUAGCGGUGGCGACGGGGGUGGGGGGAACUGGUGGAGGGGGGAAAGGGGGCGUGGAUGGGGGGCUGGUAGGAGGAGGGAAGGGAGGGGUGGAGGUAGGAGGGAGGAGAGGAGGAGGGGAUGGGAGAAGUGCGAGUGGGCCUUUAGCUGCUUCGACUAGAGCCGCUGCUGGUGCUGUUGCGGCUGCAGCGGGUGGGAACAUCCAGGACGAAACGCUUAUACCCGUGUCCCUGUCUUGCGCGGACACCCUCCCCCCUGCGCCAGUCCCCCUUAGCACAGCAGUCUCCGCUGCUCCCGCUUCCGCCACUGCAGGCGGGGAUGGGGAGGGGGAAAGGGGUGCCCUGGGGGGGCAUACGCGCACAGGAGGGUCCCUGGGAUACCUGUCCCCACCGAAUAAAGGUGCUGCUGUUACUACUAAUUCUGGUGCCGCUGGUGAUUUAAUCAACGGCCCAGAUUUGGCCAGUGGUGGAACUCCUGACAGGGGAGCAGAGAAGGGGAGGCGGCCGGAGGGGAUCCAACGGUCAGUGUCGGACACGGAAGCGAUCUCAGCCGGAUCAACGGCUGGUGGCGCUGCGUUUUCUGCUGCAAGAACAGGGGGAGGAGCAGGGGGAGGCACGAGGGGGGAAGGGGGGGGAGGGGGGAUUGGUGGAGUAGGUGUGAAGGUGGAAGUAGCUGCAGAAAGGGCUGUGUCUCCUGUGGCGCCUCAACCCAUGAUCUAUGAAGUGAAGGUCGAUCUGCUGGCGGCUAAGAACCUGCCAGCUGCCAACAUCAGCGGCACAGCAGAUCCCUACGCCAUCGUUUCUUGUGGAACAGAGCGGAGAUUCAGUUCCGUCAUCCCCAGCUCUCGCAAUCCUAUGUGGGCGGAGGAGUUUCGCUUCUUUGCCCCCUGCCUGCCCGCGCUGGUAUCAGUGCGCACGUACGAUUGGGACAUCAUAUCCAAGAACGCAGAGCUCGGUGCGGCGUCCCUGCUGGUGGAAGGAGAGGCUCUGCCCUUCACCGCCUGGUACCCCCUUGACAAAGGCAUGGGGCAGGUGUGCUUGCAGCUGCAGGUGACAGCAGUGCCAAGGAAUAAAGCUGACAGCACGGCAGCAAAGGGCGCUGCCAUAAGUUCAUCCCGCCUGCGGCGCCUCUCCCAGCAGCCCACAGGUGCCGGUGCUGGCGACAAGCAAGAAGGGGAGGCUUUCGAAGGGGAGCGGCCAGAGCAGCAGCAGCAAGAGCAGGAGGCAGGGAGGGGAACAGAAGUGCGGCUGAAGCCAGGGCCGCUGCAGACAAUCUUCGGCCUGCCUCCAGAUGAGGUCAUUCGGCACUCCUCGUGUGCGCUGGAGCGCUCGUUUCUCUACCACGGUCGCAUGUUCCUCUCAGGGGCGCAUCUCUGCUUCUACUCCAACGUCUUCUCAAAGGAGCUGACUGUGUGCAUUCCAUACCAAGACAUUGAGGAGGUUCGCCGCAGCACACACGCGCUGAUCAACCCAGCCAUGACGGUGGUGCUGCAUCUGGGCACGGGGGGACACGGGGUGCCUCCUCUUCCCAGUCCUGAUGGCCGAGUGAAGUACAAGUUUGCAUCGUUUUGGAACCGGGGUCAUGCCAUGCGCCUACUGCAGGAGGCGAUUGCCGAGUUCUGGAAGACUGAAGAAGCAGCGGCUCUGGAGGAGGAGCAGGAUCGGUUACGGGCGAUAAGCAUGAGGGACGGGGCAUUAGAAGGGUUGUCAUUUAGAGGACCGGCUUCGGAGGCUGCAGAGGAGGAGAAGGAGAAGCAACCCUUCCUUGACCUCACCGUGCUGGAGCACCUGCUGCAGUUCGAGGUGCCCUGCACGGCAGGAACCUACUUCAAUCUCCUCUACUCAGAUUCGUCUGAUUUCGUCGUGGUUUACCGAGCCAAGCGCAAGGACACGGAGCUGAAGGUGGGCGAGUGGAAGGAAACAGAGCAGUACGGAGGCAAGCUGAGAGAGGUGACCUAUCGCUCGCUCUGCGACUCCCCCAUGUGCCCACCCUCCACUGCAAUGACUGAGUGGCAGCACACGGCCUUCUCUGCUCCGGACCACACGCACCUGGUCCUGGAGCUAAUAAACCAGGCACAUGACGUGCCCUUUGGGUCUUACUUCGAGGUGCAUGCGCAGUGGACGGUCAAAACGACAUCUGACAAUCCCGAGAGUCCAUCGUGCAGUGCCGAGCUCAAAGCAGGCGUUCACUUCAAGAAGUGGUGUAUGAUGCAAGGGAAGAUUCGGCAGGGCGCGCAGGCAGAGAUGAAGAGGAACAGCCAGGCGAUGAUGGAGAUGGCAACGACAUACAUAGCUGAGCGCACACAGGGCGGUAACCAGCCCGCCGAUUGUAACGCCGACGCUGCUGCUGGGAAUGGUGGAGCUGACAGCAAUGUUGAUAAUGAGAAAGGAAAUGGGGGUGGUGUUAAAAAGGAGGGAGCGGGAGCAGGAGGGGUGGAAAGUAGGGAGAAUGUGAUAGCACCUAGUGGUGUUACCUGGGAGAGGUGGAUCCAGGUGUACAAGAGAAGGGUCAUCUCGGUCGGCCUGUCCCCGCAAGACCUCGCACGCUACACGCCGUCCCUCUCACUCGUUUCCCUUCCCAACCCUCCCCUCCUCACCCGCCCUCCUUCCUUCAUACAGACAGUAUACCGCACACUACUGGAAAAGGGACAGCUCGGCCUGUCCCUCCACUGCCCUCCCGUUAAUUCCUCUUUCCUUCUACCCUACCCCCCCUCUUCUCCCCCCAUUCCCCUCCCUGUGCCCCUCUGA